Molecule: messenger RNA, 2072 nt
Organism: Conger conger (European conger)
Lineage: Eukaryota; Metazoa; Chordata; Actinopteri; Anguilliformes; Congridae
Gene: cdc45
Product: CDC45 cell division cycle 45 homolog (S. cerevisiae)
Exons: 19
Coding region: 196-1908 (570 amino acids)
Biological process (GO): double-strand break repair via break-induced replication; DNA replication initiation; mitotic DNA replication preinitiation complex assembly
Cellular component (GO): DNA replication preinitiation complex
Molecular function (GO): chromatin binding; single-stranded DNA binding; DNA replication origin binding
Source: RefSeq, a predicted model, not a curated record
GAUACGUGAAUUUGGCGCCAGAGUUUUAACAAGAAAUGCACAGAUAGCUACAAGCGAGUGAACUGGCGACUUGUCGUAGCGUUUUUAUUCCCUUUCAGGGGCUUAUUUUACGCAGACGAAUCAUUAGCAGCAAGUCGUGAUCGAUUUACACUCUAUUUAAAGCCUUAGCUAAACAUAAAAAUAAGAUAAACAGACAUGUUUGUCACUGAUAUUCGGAAGGAAUUUUAUGACGUUGUUGUUAACCAGAGAGUCGCGCUUCUGGUAUCGUCGGAUAUCGAUGCUCUGUGCGCCUGCAAAAUAUUGCAAGCCUUGUUCCACUGUGACCAAGUUCAGUACACCCUGGUGCCGGUGACAGGCUGGCAGGACCUCGAGACGGCCUUCCUGGAGCACAAAGAGCAGUUCCGUUAUUUUGUGUUGAUCAACUGCGGAGCCAAUGUGGACCUUCUGGAAACUCUGCAGCCGGACGAGGAAUCUGUUUUCUUCAUCUGCGACACGCAUCGGCCGGUGGACGUGGUGAACGUGUACAACGACACGCAGAUCAAGUUGCUCAUCAAGCAAGAUGACGACUUGGGUGUCCCGGCCUAUGAUGACAUCUUCAGAGACGAUGAGGAAGACGAGGAUGGAGAAGAUUCUGGGAACGAGAGCGACGGUGGCUCGGAACCUUCUGGGAAACGGAGGCGUUUUGAUGAGGGGGCUCUGGAGCGCAGGAUUGAGAGGCAGCGGCACAGGAGGACCUGGGAGGCCCGCAGGAGGGAAGUACUGUUUGACUAUGAACAAUAUGAGUAUCAUGGAACUUCAUCUGCCAUGGUGCUGUUUGAGCUUGCAUGGGUCAUGACCAAGGAUACCAAAGAUAUGCUGUGGUGGUCCAUUAUUGGGCUGGUGGACCAGUGGGUGCAUGAUAAAAUCACGCAUAUGAAGUAUGUGACCGAUGUGGCCAAACUGCAACGUCACGUCUCCAGACACAACCAUCGCAAUGAAGAUGAGGAGAAUUCCCUGUCCAUCGACUGCAUGAGGAUCUCCUUCCAGUACGAUCUACGUUUGGCCCUCUACCAGCACUGGUCUCUGUACGAAAGCAUCUGCAACUCCUGCUACACCUCCUCCUACUUCAAGCUGUGGUCCCUGCAUGGCCAGAAGAAGCUGCAGGAGUUCCUCGCUGACAUGGGACUCCCCCUGAAGCAGGUGAGGCAGAAAUUCAGCUCCAUGGACAUGUCCAUCAAAGAGAACCUGUGUGAGGUCAUAGAGGAAUCCUCCAGCAAAUACGGCAUGAAAGAUAUCCGCAUCCAGACGUUCGGGGUCCAUUUCGGCUUCAAGAACCGCUUCCUGGCCAGCGACGUGGUGCACGGGGCUGCCGCCCUGCUGGAGAGUGUGGAGAAGGACGAGAACGGCAGUGACAACUUCAUCAAAGCGCUGGACUGCCUCUCCAGGAGUAAUCUGGACCGGCUGCACCGCGGCAUUGAUCUGGCCAAGAAGAAGCUGAUGGCCGUGCAGCAGACAGUGGCCAGCUGCAUCUGCACCAACCUCAUCCUGUCCCAGGGGCCCUUCCUCUACUGCUACCUGAUGGAGGGGACUCCGGACGUGAGGCUGUUCUCCAGGCCCAUGGCUCUAACGCUGCUCAGCAAGCACCUCCUGAAGGCCUUUGUUCGCUCGACUCGGAACAAGCGCUGCAGGCUCCUCCCCCUCAUCAUGGCCGCCCCGCUGGACGUGGAGAAGGGCACAGUCAUCCUGCUGGGGAUUCCGCCGGAGUCUGAGACGUCCGACAAGAAGAAUUUUUUCGGCAGGGCGUUUGAGAAGGCUGCGGAGAGCACCAGCUCUAGGACUCUGCACGACCGCUUCGACAUGUCCAUUAUCGAGCUGAAGACGGAGGACCGCAGCAAGUUUCUGGAUGCCCUGGUCACCCUGCUGUCCUGAGGGUGUUUCCAGAAAGGAUGUGGUGUGUUAUUUGUGUGUGUUUACGUGUGCGUGUGUAUUUGUUUUUUGUUGUACUUAUUUAAUGGGUUUGUUUUGUGUAAAUAGUGAUUUUUAAAAUGGUCAUGUUGCAAAUGUUUGAAUAAAUGAUUUUAUUAACCCCUUAA